UAUGAUACGUUCUACCCAAACAGAUUCGACUAAAGAAUCACAUAAAUCAGCUGUCUCUAUUCAAAUGCAAGAGAUGGAACAUGUUCCAACGGUCGAAGACCAAAAUGGAGGUAGGAAAUAUGAUGUCGAUACCUACGUUGUAGACUCAUUAUCCCUCAUACGGGAACAGCCCGAUACAUAUAUUAAUCCGAAUUAUACUAAGCCAUCAGUACCCAGUGGUAGAGUAGAUUAG
Dimorphilus gyrociliatus is the source of this 232-nucleotide messenger RNA. The record is from the annotation of a GenBank genome assembly. Lineage: Eukaryota; Metazoa; Annelida; Polychaeta; Dinophilidae.